This is a messenger RNA of Pseudophryne corroboree (corroboree frog), 2840 nucleotides long. Its product is annotated as rod cGMP-specific 3',5'-cyclic phosphodiesterase subunit alpha-like. Gene Ontology annotation, cellular component: photoreceptor outer segment membrane. Gene Ontology annotation, biological process: retina development in camera-type eye; signal transduction. Gene Ontology annotation, molecular function: 3',5'-cyclic-nucleotide phosphodiesterase activity; protein binding. The transcript is spliced from 22 exons. NCBI's taxonomy places the organism in Eukaryota, Metazoa, Chordata, Amphibia, Anura, Myobatrachidae. The coding region runs from base 267 to 2321 and encodes 684 amino acids. The record is from RefSeq and is a predicted model, not a curated record.
AAAAUCACUGGGAAAAUGUCUGCCGCACCAUUUUUCCAGUGAUUUGCUCAUGCGCUCUAGGCUCUGGGACAGCACUGCCGGCUAGAGAGGAGUGGACCCAGACAGAGGUUGCACACAGGCCUCCUACUCUCUAGAAAUGCCCUUGAUCCCACCAUAUACAGUAUGAGGUCACAUUUCUCAAAGGAUCUAAGGAGGACUCUCACUUCUGCAGUUUCGUAGAUAACCUUACAGAAUAUGCAACACGGACCAUAUUGGCAGCCCCUGUAAUGAACGGCAAAGAUGUUGUGGCUGUCAUAAUGGCUGUCAACAAAAAUGAUGGUACCUGCUUCACCGGGAAAGAUGAAGAGGUGUUCCUUAAGUACCUCAAUUUUGCCAAUCUGAUUCUCAAAGUGUAUCACCUAUCCUACCUGCACAACUGUGAGACGAGAAGAGGCCAGAUACUGUUGUGGUCGGCCAACAAGGUUUUUGAAGAGCUCACAGACAUUGAGAGACAGUUUCACAAAGCACUUUAUACAGUUCGCGCCUUCCUUAACUGUGACAGAUACUCUGUGGGGCUUCUUGACAUGACAAAGACAAAGGAAUUCUUUGACCAAUGGCCAAUUCUAAUGGGUGAAGUUCCCCCAUAUUCUGGACCAAGGACUCCAGAUGGCAGGGAAAUAUCUUUUUACAAAGUGGUCGACUACAUUUUACAUGGAAAGGAGGAGAUUAAAGUUAUUCCGAACCCACCAGCAGAUCAUUGGGCCUUGGCUAGUAAACUACCCACAUAUGUUGCAGAAAACGGUCUCAUUUGCAAUAUUAUGAAUACAGCAGCUGACGAUUACUUCCAGUUCCAGAAAGGCCCACUGGACGAUUCUGGAUGGAUGAUAAAAAAUGUCCUUUCAAUGCCAAUUGUCAACAAAAAGGAAGAGAUUGUGGGGGUGGCCACGUUUUACAACAGGAAGGAUGGAAAGCCUUUCGAUGAAAUGGAUGAAGUAUUAAUGGAAUCUUUGACGCAGUUCCUUGGCUGGUCCGUUCUAAAUACUGACACUUAUGACAAGAUGAACAAACUUGAGAACAGGAAAGAUAUUUAUCAAGACAUGGUUAAUUAUCACGUGAAAUGCUCCAAUGACGAGUUACAGAUAAUCCUGAAAACCAAAGAAGUGUUUGACCGGCUACCGGAGGACUGUGAAGAGGAGGAAUUAUAUGAAAUACUGCAAGAAGAGCUGCCGGAUCCAGAGAAAGCUGAGAUCUAUGAAUUCCACUUCAGCGACCUGCCACAAACAGAGCUCUUCUUGGUGAAAUGUGCGAUUCAGAUGUACUACGAGUUAGAAGUAAUUGACAAGUUUCAUAUACCUCAAGAGGUGUUAGUGCGUUUUAUAUUCUCCGUAAGCAAAGGAUACAGGAGAAUUACCUAUCACAAUUGGCGGCACGGCUUCAAUGUUGGCCAAACAAUGUUCACCCUCCUCAUGACAGGGAAAUUAAAGCGUUAUUUUACAGACCUGGAAGCCAUGGCAAUGGUCACUGCUGCAUUCUGCCAUGAUAUUGACCACCGGGGCACUAAUAACCUUUACCAAAUGAAAUCAGGACAUCCACUAGCAAAACUCCAUGGGUCAUCUAUCCUAGAAAGGCAUCACUUGGAAUUCAGCAAAACUUUACUCAAAGAUGAGUCAAUAAACAUCUACCAGAACCUUAACAGGAGACAGUAUGAUCACGCCAUUCAAAUGAUGGAUAUAGCAAUCAUUGCAACAGAUUUAGCUUUGUACUUCAAGAAGAGGUCUAUGUUCCAGAAGAUAGUUGACCAGUCUAAAACAUAUGAAAGUGAAAAGGCAUGGACGGAUUAUAUGGUUCUGGAACAGACCCGCAAAGAAAUAAUCAUGGCAAUGAUGAUGACAGCUUGUGAUCUUUCAGCCAUUGCAAAACCCUGGGAGAUCCAAAGCAAGGUUGCGUUACUGGUUGCAGCUGAGUUCUGGGAACAAGGUGACCUGGAAAGGACUGUUCUGCAACAAAAUCCUAUUCCAAUGAUGGACAGGAAUAAAGCGGAAGAGCUGCCAAAGCUACAGUGUGGUUUCAUUGAUUUUGUGUGCACAUUUGUAUAUAAGGAAUUUUCACGAUUUCAUCCAGAAAUACAACCAAUGUACGAUAAUAUUCUCAAUAACAAAAAGGAAUGGAAAGCUCUGGCUGAUGAGUAUGAUGCAAAAAUGAAAGCUUUGGAAGAAGAAAAGCAAAAGAGAGAAGGCAUACAGCCUGCAAAGCCAGCAGCAGCAGUGACGGGAAAGGAAAAUGGCGGAAACGUUCCAGUAGCUGACCAGGCACCACAGUCUAAAAGCUGUUCUAUCUUAUGAGUCUGUAAAUAUUUUUUUUUCUUUUGUUGGGCAGGUUAUGGAUACAGUUCUAAUAUACUAAGUUAGGUAAUUAUAGUAUACUGUGAACAAUUACAUCAAAAUAACUUUUAAAUGUGUGUAAAAAAAUAUACAAUUAUCAUCCAUUUAUGUGAACGUUUGUUUUAUAGUUAGCAUAACCUACAUAAGUCUCAAACACUUACUUUGCCUGCUGACUGGAACAAAUGAAAAUGGAGCUGCAAUCAGACCAAUAUACGAUACAAAUACACUGAAAUCUUUUCUUUCACUGUAGUAACAACCAACAGAAUGUCAGCUGUCCUAUCAAGCAUCCUAAAGAGUGCAGAACUGUACAAGUGGAGAGGUUGCCCAUAGCAACCAACGUCUUCAUUCUUCAGAAGUCUUAAUAUAUAUUUCUCCCUUAGGGGUAUAUUCAAUUGAAGUCGGAUCCUCUCCGACGGAGAGGAUCCGACACGUCAGUAUUCAAUAGCGUCCGUUUCCAGCCAGCAUUCCGACAAUGUAGAU